Molecule: messenger RNA, 4365 nt
Organism: Rotaria sordida
Lineage: Eukaryota; Metazoa; Rotifera; Eurotatoria; Philodinida; Philodinidae
Source: the annotation of a GenBank genome assembly
AUGAUGAGUUUGAAAGAGACAAUCAAUCAAAUUUUUAAUAAUAAUACCAAUUAUUUGCAUGCACAACAAAUACUUAAUCAAGCUCGAUCACUCAAAUCUUUAUCGAAUGAUUUAUAUACUGAUCCACUUCGUUUUGUUUAUGAACUUGUACAAAAUUGUGAUGAUGCUUGUCAGCCAAAAUCUAUAGUACGCAUUGCCAUUGUGGAUCAUCAUUAUUUAAUUGUUGGUCAUAAUGGAAAACCAUUUGACAGAGAAGAUGUACAAAGUCUAUGCGAUAUUGGAUGUAGUACAAAAGGAGAAGAUAUGCAAAAAACUGGUUAUAAAGGUUUGGGAUUUAAAGCUGUUUUUGGAAAAUCUGAUUAUAUAUUAAUUGUAUCUAAAGGAGAAUAUUUUCGAUUUGAAGCUAAUUCUAAAGUAUUUCAAUGGAAUCCAAAAUGGGGAAUUAAUCAAAUAACAUGGGAACAAAUAAAUAAUAGAAAAUUUGAAUUUCCUUGGCAAAUAUGUCCUAUUUGGACUGAAAAAAAUGAAAUACCUGAAUCAAUUCAAAAAUGGCUUUUAGGACAAUCAGAUACUGUAGCAACUAUAAUUCGUUUGAAAAAUGUUGAAGAAACACAAAAUGCUAUCAGACAACUAACAGAUCAAUCUCAUGUAUUUAUGUUUCUUCGAAAUAUUAGAACUGUUCGAUUUUCUUUUAAUUCUUCAAAUGAGACAAGUUUAAACAUUACUAUUCUUCGAGAUGGAUCUGUAAAAGUUGUAUAUGAUUGGCAUUUUAUAUCACAUUGGUUAUUAUGUACAUGUAAUAUAGAUGUUCCUGAUAAUGCACGAAAUGAUUUUCGUUUACCAGAAAAACUUCAAAAUGCAAAACAAACUGAAAUUAUUCUUGCUGCAAAAAUUGAUAGAAAUGAUAAUAUUGGAAGUGUUAAAGGUCAUAAUAAUGCACUAUUUGCUUAUCUACCAACAAAAAUAACAACCUACGAUUUACCUAUAUUAGUCAAUGCUAAUUUUUUAACUAAUGCUAGUCGAGAACAUAUUCAUACAGACUCCGUAUGGAAUCAAUUUCUUUUUUCUCGUAUUCCACAUGAAAUGCUCAAAUGGAUAGGAACACUUGGAAAACAAUCUAAAUGGCGUGAUAAAGCUCUUGAUCUUUUACCUAAUCAUAUUGAUAUCAAAGACAAUCUUGCUACAAAAUACAAUGAAAAUUGUUCAAAUGCAGCUACAGAAGUACCUUUUGUACUAAAUACUUUUAAUAAAUUGUUAAAAGUUAGUGAAGCUGCAAUCGAUGUGACAGGCUUUUCAAAUACAGAUUGCAUUGGAAAUGAUUUAAUUCGUGAUUUUAUUUUACGUACUAUCUCUCCAACACCUCGUAUUGCACAGUAUCCUUUUGUUCACAAUAGUAGAAGACUUCGCAAAUUUAAUAUUCUUGUCUUCGACUGGGAUAAAUGUUUAGACAUGUUGAAUUCUGAUGAUUUUCAAAUGAAUAUUACAACUGAACAAGAUAUUCGAUUUAUUAUCUAUCUAUUUAAUAAUCAACAUCAACAACAAAUUGAAGCUCGAUUAAGAAAAUUACCAUUUCUUAUGGAUCACAUGGGAAAACUUCGAAUGACAAAAGAAAUCUUCAUACCAUCACACUUUAAUAAUACAGAUUGGGUAGAAACAAACGAUAUAGAUCCCUAUGUACAUGAUAAUAUAAUGUUAUGGCUACAAACUGAGCCUUUAAUCUUUAAAUGGCUUAAAUCAUUGGGUGUAAUGGAGAAAACAGAUGAAAUAUUUAUAAAUCAAAAGAUUAUACCACGUGUGCAUAAUUAUAUAACAUUAGAAAAUGCUCUACCUACUGUAAAGAAACUAUUUAAUAGUUUUCAACGUGGUGAAAUACAUAAUGAUCUUUUACAUAAAUUAAAUAAACUGAAAUUAUUUUCUCUUGAAAAUACUUUAGUAUCUGCUGAUGAAUUAUAUUUUUCUGAUGAAUAUUUACCUCGUCUUUCUUUAAGUAAUUUUCAUCUGAAUACGACAAAAUUUCUUUCUCCAAUCUAUUUAAAUGAAAUUAAUAAUAUUCCAAAUAAAAUUAAAGAAUUUUUUCUUUUAUUAAACGUACAAGAAGAUAUUAAAUUAAUUCGAUUUAGUGAAGAUCAACAUAAUGAAAUUGUUUCAGCCUAUCGAUUUAAACAGACAGAAAAUCUUUUUCAAUACAAUUCAUUACAAUUUCAAUAUUGUCUAACUCUUCCAUUUCUUGAUAUUACUCAAACAAAUUAUGAUUUUGCUCUUUAUUUUUGGCAACAUGUUAUAUAUUCAAUUAAUAACAAUCAACUAAAUGAAAAAGAAACACUCAUUUGUAAUCAACAACAAUUGCGUAAAAUUGAUAAUUUACCUUAUUGGUUCGUGCGUGCACGAUCUUGUAUUCCAACUACUACAAAACAAUUAUUAAAAAGUACAGAUGUUUUUUCAAGUGAUUUAAAAUUAAUUGCUGGUGAUUUAUUACCUGUCUUUGCUUGUACUACUUCUAUACCAUUUUCUGCUGUUUGGCAACGUUUCUUUCAAUUUAAAACUGAAUUUUCCAUUCAAGAUCAUAUUCAAUUAUUAAAUUUAUUGUAUGAUCGUUUAAAGAAUAUUUCUCUUGAUGAUGAAUAUGAAACAUGUAUCCAACGUGUUUAUACUAGUAUGAUCAAAUGUCUUUCAAGUUUUGAUAGAAAAUAUUUUGAUCAAUAUCGACCAAAAGCACCUUUAUAUUUACUUAGUACAAUAAAUAAUGAAUUUCUUCCUUCAACAAAUCUUGUUUUAUCAUUAAAUAAAGAUAUUAUUUUACCUAAUCAAAUUCCUCAAUUGAAAUUAAGUACAGGAAAUUCUCGUGAUUCUAAUUUAAUAUGUUUUCUUGAUUUUUUUAAUAUACGACAAAUUGGAAUCAAUGAUUUAACAUUAACUUCUAAUAUUAAUGCACAACCUUCACUUUUCUUACGUGCAAAAUUACGUGACAUGCAAGUAUAUUUAUUUGAAUUAACCAAUUCUCGAAAUAUUAAGAAUCAUUGUAUUGAUUAUGAUCUAGAAAUAUUCGAAGUCGAUCGAUUAGAUUUAUACUAUAAUGAAACAAUUCCUGUUCUACAAAUACAUAUUCAUAUUAUUGAUAAUCGAUUAUAUGUUACACGACCUUGGAAUUCAAAUGAAGUUAUGUUAAAAUUACCUCAAAUUCUUUGUAAACAAUUCAAAUUACCAUUGAAUAUCGAAUCAGAUAUUCGUCAAUUUUUGCUCAAUGAAACAAUCAUUCAUUCGAUGACGAUGAUGCCUAGUUCACUAAAGUCUUCAAUAGAUUUACUUAAUAUCGAUGGAACUCGUGGAAAAUUUGCUAUGAUUAUUGAUCGUGAUAAUGAACAACUUUUCAAUCAUCUAGGAAUUAUCAAUACAACAAGUUCAGCUGAACUUCUUAUUAAAGCACUUAAUGCACAAAUUUCUCCAUUUGCUGGUUAUGUAUAUCAUUAUACACAUUUAGAAAAUGCAGCUUCAAUUCUUCGUGAUCAUGCUAUAAAAUCUCGUAAUAAUUUAUCUUCUAAUAAUUUCAAAGAUUCAGCUGCUAAAGAUGUUAUUCAGAAAACUCGUAUUGAAGUUAAGGAUUAUGCUCGUUUUUAUUUUCGACCAUUAACACCAACACAAUAUUGUAAUGAAAAUCUUGGUUUACCAAAUCUAUCGAAUCAAUAUGGUAAUCAACCUAUGUGUCCAAUACCAAUUAUUUUUCGUAUUGAUCUAGCAGCUAUACUUUCUAUCAAAGAUAUUCAAUGGAAAGUUAGUUUAGGUAAUAUGGCAAGUCCUCAAACUGAAUUUGAUAAUACAUUAAAUAUUGUCAAAAGAUUUGAUUUUCAAGGUGUAUUUUUUGAUAUAUGUACAGAUCGUGGUAAAUAUAGUUCACAACAAGAAUUUCUUAUUAAAUCACAAUUAAAUUUUGAUCAACUUAAAGAAGAAAAUAUUACAAUUAUAUUUCAAGAUGAAAAUGCACGUUAUAGUUUAGAACGUAUGAUUUUAUAUGAUUACCCUUCGAAUAUUGAUACAACAUUCUUUUAUGGUUUUAAUUCUCGAAUAAUAAUAAGAAAUUCUACUGAUAUUGAUAAUGCAAUUGAUGUGUAUAUUAAUGACUCAGAUUCAUCAAGAGUUUAUGGUCGAUUAAUUCUACAAUUGUCGGGUCAAAAUGAAAAUCGAACAAUACAAGGCAUUUUGAAUGCAUCCUUUCAACGAGGUAACAUAUUAACCGUUUAUACAAACCAACAAUUUUCGUUUAUUAAUAAUAUAAAUGAUACUCAAUAUGCUAUCUUUUAUGAAUACGAAAAUCAAGUAUGGCUUAUUCAUACAAAUUCACCUCAAGUACAUUUCAUUUCACCAACAUAG